AUGAAUGAUGAUGAUGAUGAUGAUGAUGAUGAUGAUGAUGAUGAUGAUGAUGAUGAUGAUGAUGAUGAUGAUGAUGAUGAUGAUGAUGAUGAUGAUGAUGAUGAUGAUGAUGAGGAUGAUGAUGAUGAUGAUGAUGAUGAUGAUGAUGAUGAUGAUGAUGAUGAUGAGAUGAUGAUGAUGAUGAUGAUGAUGAUGAUGAUGAUGAUGAUGAUGAUGAUGAUGAUGAUGAUGAUGACUGAUGAUGAUGAUGAUGAUGAUGAUGAUGAUGAUGAUGAUGAUGAUGAUGAUGAUGAUGAUGAUGAUGAUGAUGAUGAUGAUGAUGAUGAUGAUGAUGAUGAUGAUGAUGAUGAUGAGAUGAUGAUGAUGAUGAUGAUGAUGAUGAUGAUGAUGAUGAUGAUGAUGAUGAUGAUGAUGAUGAUGAUGAUGAUGAUGAUGAUGAUGAUUGAUGAUGAUGAUUGA
Messenger RNA from Schistosoma bovis, 459 nucleotides. The record is from the annotation of a GenBank genome assembly. NCBI's taxonomy places the organism in Eukaryota, Metazoa, Platyhelminthes, Trematoda, Strigeidida, Schistosomatidae.